AUGGAAGUUGAGCUCGACGAUUUCGGGUCUCCAAGGCCAGAAGAAAAACCAGACUUUGCUCAGCUAGCUUCACUUCCGCCUAGCGAAAAAUACUACACCGAAUUCUGUGGCCAGCAGAUCUUCAUUGAUUCUUCCGACUGGCGGCACAGCAAAAGGCUCCAGUUUCAAAUUGCCGCGUCGUACUGCAAUUUCAUUCUCUUUGGGUUGGCGGAACAGACCGUGGGCACUCUAAUUCCCAAGCUCCAAGACCAUUAUCACAUUAAUGACAUUCACACGUCAUACAUCUUUCUAGCGCUGACUCUGGGCUACUUUGCCAUGGCGCUUCUUUCCGAGCAGUUUCACCGUGCGUUGGGUUACAAGGGCGUUUCUAUGAUGGGAACGAUGUGUAUGAUGAGUGCUUACUUAGUUGCCAGUCUAGAACCGCCGUAUUUCGUUCUUGUCAUCGGCUACGUGUUCAGCGGCAUCGGCUUUGGGUCCUUGGACGCGAGCUUGAACGCAUGGAUGGGCAACUUGGUGGACUCGAACCAGCUUUUGGGCAUUUUGCAUGGGUGCUAUGGGAUUGGAUGCAUGAUAUCUCCACCUCUCAUCACGCAUUUGGUGGAGCGCAAGAAAAACCCAUGGCCGUGGAACGCAUACUAUGUCGUCUUGACGGCAGUGGCUGCGUCGUGUUUUGUGUUUUUUGCGGUGACGUUUCGAGACGAAACACCACUCAAGUUUCGGUUCCAAGUUCUCCUCAACGAGGAGCGAAGAAGAGAGCAGGGUGAAGGAAAUGCAGAGUCCAAGGCUGACCAGGAGUCGCAAGACAGCGAUGCUUCGUAUGUCCAUGUUAGGGUGGAGGAAUAUUCUGCCGACAAACUAAAGGGAAAGAAUCAAAACUCUGAGGUCGAGGACUCUCCUAACUCGGGCAAUCACAAGCAUGCUGUCUCAGACUCUACUAACUCGGGAAACCACAAGCAUGCUGUCUCUGACUCUCCCGACGCCCGCACUUCUGUAGACUACCAAGAAAGCACAAGUUCGGCCACGCUUUUGGGUGCCAAUACGCAUUCCGAAAACCAUUUCGAAUAUUCGGAACCGGAAGACUCAGAUCUGUCUGCGUCACUCAGCUCCGCACUCAAAUCGCCUCUCGUGUGGUUUUUCUCCACCAUCAUGUUUCUCUAUGUCGGCGCUGAAGUCGCUUUUGGCGCAUGGCUAGUGACGUUCUUGGUUCGGAUCAAGCUAUUCCCGUACAAGCAGGCAUCCUACAUGGCCACCACAUUCUGGACAGGCUUGACCGCAGGCAGAAUUGGGUUGGGCUUUGUCACAGCACAUUAUUUCCUUAGCGAACUAGCAGCAAACUGGACCUACAUUGGCAUGUCCGUCUUGGGCCAGCUUCUCUUUUGUGUUUUCGCCUUCACCCCAGCCACAGCGGUUCUUUUCGUUGUUGUUUUCGUCACAGGCUUGUUUGUCGGCCCCAUUUUCCCAACGACCAUAGUUUGUGCCCUCGAAAUCUUGCCGGUCAAGUACCAUGCCACAGGUGUUGGGUUCAUUUGCGCUUUUGGAGGCGGCGGCGGGGCCAUGCUUCCGUUUUUGGUGGGGCUAAUCGCAAACCAGAGCGUCCUGGGCCUCCAGUUCUAUCCGUUUGUGAUUUUGGCCAUAUAUGGCGUUUUAGUGGUGGCGUGGCUGGUCCUCUACUACCGUUACAGACACAUCAAACGGCGUCUUUUGGUUUAA
Messenger RNA from Clavispora lusitaniae ATCC 42720, 1710 nucleotides. RefSeq lists its product as uncharacterized. Gene Ontology annotation, biological process: transmembrane transport. Gene Ontology annotation, cellular component: membrane. The record is from RefSeq and is a predicted model, not a curated record. Gene Ontology annotation, molecular function: transmembrane transporter activity. Lineage: Eukaryota; Fungi; Ascomycota; Pichiomycetes; Serinales; Metschnikowiaceae.